Messenger RNA from Hippocampus comes (tiger tail seahorse), 2572 nucleotides. RefSeq names its product family with sequence similarity 13 member C (gene fam13c). The record is from RefSeq and is a predicted model, not a curated record. The transcript has 11 exons. Bases 703 to 2211 code for a protein of 502 amino acids. Lineage: Eukaryota; Metazoa; Chordata; Actinopteri; Syngnathiformes; Syngnathidae.
CACACACACACACACACACACACACACACACACACACACACACACACACACACCCACACUGACAAUUCCACUGGCUAUGACGUCCAACGGAUGCCUCCAUCCUCGCUGCCAUUUUUCGACUCCUAAUCUGUGACAACGGGGCACCUUCGAUGCUCGUCCUCCAACGUUGGUUCACGAGAGCGACGUGACUCCCGCAGCGCCGUCAUCGCGUAGCCGCCCUGGCCGGCUCUGACAACGUUGCCGUGGCGACCCCCGCCCAACAUCAUCAUCCUCCUCCUUUUCUCUUCCCCCUCCCUCCCCGAGCACGCACGCACACACCCACGCCGCACGCAACGACACGAGCGGUAUUCCCGCCGCGCCCCUUCGUGUGGCGCCGGAUGAAUAAUCCAUGUGGAGGCAGUUGAGCGGGGGAAUGCCGGCCAGGGGGGGGCGACGACGCCAUGUGCGUCCCUCGUCCUUUUUCCGCUCGCCGUGGAUUCCCGCAUGAUGGGCUCCGGUCGCGAAUCCUCCACUUGGACGCCGACGGCUUUGGCCGGCGGUCCUUCUGACUUUUUGGAUUGAGCGCGACCACGAAACGAGGCCAUGUCGGAGACGUGAGGAAAGGACGCCAUUCGUGACGACUCAACGCGGCGCGACACCUUUUCCCGGGAGGGACUCUCGCCUCAUUCCUCCGGAGGACUUUUCAAGCUCAGGGAAGUCGCCAUGUUCUGCUUCUGCUUCCAGAGCCCCUCCCUCAAGCUCCAAGCCCUGGAGGCUGAUUUUAGCCCCCCCGGCUUGGAGCAAGAAGACCCCCCAGAGCAGAAGAACCUGCCAGCCCACCAGCAGCCUCUCUUGAGCGGGCAGCAGCCGAGCCCGCGUUUCCAGCACGAGCCGCUCCUCCACUCGCCUCCGACAACACCAGCUCAGGACACCAUCGACUCAUCGCGGCGCACAGCCCCGUCCCAGGAUUCUUGGUGCACUCCCGCUGCGUCCGGCGCCUCCCCUCCCGAGGGAGCCCCGGGAAGCGGCGACCCCCCAGCCAGCUCGCCGGGCGGCCCUCCCCUGCUCUCCCUCUCCGCUUUCACCACCGGCGAGUGCCCCGUCCCGUCGCCUCGCUGCCCCAACCUGAGCGGCAGCCUUCGCUACAACCUGGACCCCGACGCUGCCCCGUCGCCGCCGUGCUCGCAGCAUCUCCGCAUGGCGCGCUGCAGCGUCCGCGCCGAGGCAGCCGACUGCUCCCUGUCCGUGUCCGUGUUGAAAAGACACGUUCAGACUUUGAGGAGGAGGAUCAGACAGCUGGAGGAGCAUUUUGAGCAGGAGCGGCUCAAGCCUUCCUGUUAUGACAAGACCGCACAUCCUGAAGUUGCCCGACUGAUCAAGGAGCUUCUGAAGAGCCGCAAGCAGCUCAAAGAGCUGAAGCUGUGUCAAGCGGCGGAAGGCGUCUCCAAGGCCGCUUUCGACCCGGCGGCGCUCGAGAAGGGCCGUCCGCCCGGCGAGGCGGCGCAGCUCCGGCAAGUCAACAACAACAGCAACGCCAAACCCAGCGUGGAGGAAACGCUGCACGUCAUCGGCACCACGCUGACCGAGAGGCGGCGGGAGCUCCGCCUGCCCGACGCCAUCCAGGAGAUGAACCGGUCCCAGAUGAGCUUGGAGAAGUCCAGCCUGCAAAAGUCGUUGCUCUACUUUGAGAGUCUGCACGGACGCCCGAGUAGCGUGAGCGAGCGGUCGCUGGUCAGACCUUUGUACGAGCGCUACCGCCUCCUCAAAGAGCUGCUGCUUUCCUCCGCCACCCCCACACUCAUCACCACCAUCGAGGAAGAGGAGGGCUCCGACGACGACCACCCCAAAGAGCAAAAUCCGAGGCAGCAGAGCGUGCCAUUUGAGGGGCCGCUGCCCCCUCCCACCUUGGAAGCGUCCGACACGCCGCUGGUGUCGCCUUUGGAGGAAGUCGAGUGUCUCCAGCCGCAGAUCGUCACCAUGGCAACACUCCAUGAGGCCUCCAGAUUGGAAUUACUGGAUCAUCUGCGGGUCACCCGCUUGGAAAAACGGAGGCUCCACCGAGCACUGCGGGAGUUUGAGGAGCUUUUCUAUACCCUGAGUGGCAGGGUCUGUCAGAAGGAAGACCGUGGGCCCAUGGCGGAGGAGUACUGCCAGUACAAGAACCUCAAAGCCAAACUGCGCCUGCUGGAGGCCCUGCUCAGCAAAAAACAGGACACGGCCAAAAGCAACUGAGCUUCGCAGUAGAGCGCUUGGUCCAAAGCCAACAGGACUUGGUCACGACGAUGACAAAGGUAAUGACGAUGCACUUUACAGGAGGACAGUGGCGUUGGAAGUUAUUUAUUUUUCGUCCAAAAAGCACAAGAUGAAGCAAGUGGAUGUUGUCGACGAGCUUUAGGACCCUGAAUGCAACGAUGAUGCUUUUGUACAUUGGGACUUUUGUAAAUAUUCAUUUUGGCGUGUCAUGGCACUGACUUUAUUUUUGUCUGAUUGUGGAAUAUGCAUUUUCUAAAUAAAAAAAAAAGCAUCAAUUGCAUGAGGGAGUAAUAGGGCCACACUGAAGGGAGAUGAGAAAAAGUCUCAUAGCACAGUUGGC